Molecule: messenger RNA, 2140 nt
Organism: Gastrolobium bilobum
Lineage: Eukaryota; Viridiplantae; Streptophyta; Magnoliopsida; Fabales; Fabaceae
Product: IRK-interacting protein-like
Exons: 3
Coding region: 190-1983 (597 amino acids)
Source: RefSeq, a predicted model, not a curated record
UUUUCUGGUUCUCCAAGUUUCUACUUUAGAUAUAGCCUUUCAAUUCAAUUCCAACCAUUGAAUACCACUUGUUCUGUUCACCAACUUUGUUCUUCUCGGUCAUAAUAAAAAAAUCUUAUUUUAUCUAGUUCACAUAUUAUCUUUUACAAAUUUACAUGUUCAAAUUUGUUCUGUUCUCUGUUGUGUUUCAUGGCUUCAACUGCUACUCCAGCUCAGGUUUUCAAAGACCACAACAACGACCGAAAUAAUGGCAACCCUGAAAUAACUAGGAAUGAAAUUCAGACCGCCAUAGCCAAAGCAGUGGAGCUAAGAGCUAUUCAUGCUGCUUUGAUGCGAGGAAAUAGCCCAUUCAAUGCUAGAUUCCCAUCCCCUUCCCAUGUUUCACGCCCUGUUUCUCAGUUCUCUGCUCAAGAUUACCCUGUUUUCACUCCUAGUUAUGAAGAUAACUCACUACUGGGGUACAAUCAAAACCCCAUGAAAAGCCUAACAAUAUCAGAAAGUUGGGAUGAGAACGGGCUAGAAGGAGGAAAAAGGUUAUUAGAAACCAUUGUACCAGAUUACAAGGAGAAAUCAAGUUCAAGAAAGGGACUACUUUCUGGUUUUGCAAACCUAGAAGCACACAUGUGUCAUACUGAAGAUACCAAAUCGGUAACUGGCUCUUGUACAAAUCACAUCACUGUUCUUCAAACAUCACCUGCAAAUGACUACUUCAAGUGUAGGAGAAACAGUUUAGAGGAUUUCAAGUCCAUAUCAUCUUGCAAUAAAUGUAAGCCUGCCACCAUAACUAGCGAAUUCGAGGCUGCAAGGAACAGCAAGAGCUCCAAUAUUGUUGUCCCAGUCUCGGAUUCCCACUCAUCUUUUCAAUCCCAAACCAAAAGCAAAGGGGUGAUUUCAUGGUUGUUUCCUCGGUUAAAGAAGAAGCAUAAGAAUGAGAAUUCGCCAAAUAGAGCAGAAUCUGAGGAUGUUUCUCAGGUUCUUAAGGACUUGGGAGUAAUGUCAAUUGAGACAUUGAAGAAAGAGCUUAUGGAAGCAAACGAGAACAGAGAUGUGGCCUUAAUGGAAGUUUCUGAAAUGAGAUCUUCAUUGGGGGAGCUGAGACAGAAGCUGGAGCACUUGGAGAGUUACUGUGAAGAGUUGAAGAAAGCUUUGAGGCAAGCCAUGCAGUCAAAGGAUUCAAAACUUUGUGAACAACUUAAUAAUCUUCCUCAGAGAGGGAAAUCAUUUGAUGGGAAUAGAGAAAAUAUGAUGCCUGCGAGUGAGGAAGUAAUGGUAGAGGGAUUCUUGCAGAUAGUGUCAGAGUCCAGAAUAUCAGUGAAGCAGUUCUGUAAGACCCUUAUAAACCAUAUUGAAGAAACUGAUCAUUCUUUGACAGAAAAUUUGAAUUUGCUACUUCAACCAUAUAAGCUAUCUCUGAAUUCCAAGUACUCAAAGGCAGUUCUAUACCAUUUUGAAGCUUUCAUAAAUCAGUCUAUCUACCAAGACUUUGAGAAUUGUGUGUUCCAAAAGAAUGGUUGCCCAAAAUUCCUAGACCCACAAGAGGAACGCCAAGCACAAUUCUCGUCAUUUAUAGCCCUUAGGAAUUUGAGCUGGAACGAGGUACUGAGAAAGGGAACAAAAUAUUACAGUGAAGAGUUCAGCAAGUUCUGUGACCAGAAAAUGAGUUGUAUUACCACUAGUCUGAAUUGGACAAGGCCUUGGCCUGAACAGCUCCUUCAAGCUUUCUUUGUGACGGCAAAAUGCAUGUGGUUGCUGCAUUUGUUUGCCUUUUCUUUCAACCCACCAUUGGGAAUUUUAAGGGUUGAAGAGAAUAGAACCUUUGAUGCUCACUACAUGGAAGAUAUGAGCCCGAAGUCACAAGGUCCAAGCAGAGUUAAGAUCAUGGUGAUGCCGGGCUUUUAUGUUCAGGAUAGGGUCUUGAGGUGUAAAGUUCUUUGCAGGUUUAAUCUACUGCCAAUUCAAUUCUGGAUGCUUGUCAUUGAGUAGAUGAAGAUUCAAAAGUGCAAGGGACAAUGAGCUAAAUAAAAUUAUUCUUACCGUUGUAUAACGUAUGUUCUCAAUCUCCUAGUUCAGAACAGAGAAAGCAUAUUUAAAAGGAGAGACGAGUAGCCUCAUUAAAGUUUUAAGCUCAUCUUAUGAAGCA